Messenger RNA from Solanum tuberosum (potato), 613 nucleotides. Its product is annotated as cytochrome b-c1 complex subunit 8-like. The coding region runs from base 127 to 345 and encodes 72 amino acids. Gene Ontology annotation, biological process: mitochondrial electron transport, ubiquinol to cytochrome c. The record is from RefSeq and is a predicted model, not a curated record. Lineage: Eukaryota; Viridiplantae; Streptophyta; Magnoliopsida; Solanales; Solanaceae. The transcript is spliced from 2 exons. Gene Ontology annotation, cellular component: respiratory chain complex III.
GAAUUUUCUGGCAGAAGAAGCUUCCUCCUCCAUCCACCAAAUGACAAUUAUCAUUCUUCUCAAUCUCGAACCCUAGCUUGUUCAUCGAAAAUCGAUCGGAAAAAUCACCAUUAAAAUUCAGCUAAGAUGGGGAAACAACCAGUUAAGCUGAGAGCAGUUGUUUACGCCUUAUCGCCAUUCCAACAGAAGAUUAUGCCAGGUCUAUGGAAGGACCUUCCUGGUAAAAUCCAUCACAAAGUCUCUGAAAAUUGGAUCAGCGCUACUCUCUUGCUCGGUCCUCUCAUCGGCACCUACUCGUACGUGCAGCAUUUCCUGGAGAAGGAGAAGUUAGAACACAGAUACUAAGUUAUGUUCGUCAUUUGUCUGGUGACCUACGUAUAACUGAAGUUCUGUUCGUCACUUGUCUGGGGAGGACUGCUAUUUCUAUUUCUGUUUGAACAGGAAAUAAGUCAUGCUUUGGAACUGCUACCGUUAUUUUGAGGAGUUUUACUUUUAUGGUUAAUUAAAUGCAACUAGUUGUUUUAUAGUCUUUUGAAACUUUUGUGCAUCCUGAAUCUUGUACCGAGUUGGAGUCUGCAAAAUAGUUCAUCAUACACCUCAUUUUUUCAUCAAA